This is a messenger RNA of Talaromyces stipitatus ATCC 10500, 2073 nucleotides long. RefSeq lists its product as uncharacterized. The coding region runs from base 1 to 2073 and encodes 690 amino acids. Gene Ontology annotation, cellular component: nucleus. The record is from RefSeq and is a predicted model, not a curated record. Gene Ontology annotation, biological process: positive regulation of transcription by RNA polymerase II. Gene Ontology annotation, molecular function: transcription cis-regulatory region binding; zinc ion binding; DNA-binding transcription factor activity, RNA polymerase II-specific. NCBI's taxonomy places the organism in Eukaryota, Fungi, Ascomycota, Eurotiomycetes, Eurotiales, Trichocomaceae. The transcript has 2 exons.
AUGCGUGGCAUCAAGAAAUCACGUCACGGCUGUGCAACCUGCAAGAGUAAAAGGUUGAAAUGCGACGAGUCCCGGCCAGCCUGUGGACGCUGUACCCGGCUAAGAAUCAAGUGUCCCGGCUAUACGCAGCCGUUCCGCUGGGUCACGAAACAUGAAGUCUUUGAAGCCGCAAAUACCAGAACACCAUCCAAAGAUGGCGCUUCGAGUCCCCAAGAUGAUGCGCUGGCUGCUAGUCCUGGAGAUAUCUCAGCCAGCGUGCCGAAUACCAACGCUGGGUCACCGCCGACCUCGGCAUACGCAGGAAGUGCGGCAACAUCGCUGGAUGCGUGGGAUCAAUCGCUGGAUAUUGAGCAUUUGGACCAUCAAUUCAGCACGACUCUGCCAGAACUGGAACAUCUAGACGCGCCGUCAGUCGCGACAAGGUCGACUGUCGGUCUGGAGGAAUUUCAUCAUCCGUCAAGCUCCAAUAUCACUCGACGGAGACCGAGUACACCGACUGAAUACAAUCAAUUAAUGCGCAGCGAUAAUUUAUCGCCCUACGGCCGUCCUUCAUCUUCAUUUUUCAGACGCCAGUUCCCCAUCGACUUGCAGUCGCAAGCCGGCGGUCAGUUCAAUAUUCUCCCACUCCCCCGCAAAACGUUGGAAGACCCGUCGUCGACUCUGGUCGAGUACUAUUUCAAAGAAGUCGCCGGACUAUUCUCAAGUUAUGACAGUCACAUGAACCCGUUUCGAACGACGGUAUCCCGUCUGUGGGCAUCCUCGCCGGCUAUGUGCCGAACAUUACAGAGCAUGGCAGCCGCAACGCUGGUAGAUGAUUUCCCGCAGUUUGGUCCCAUAGGACUCAAGAUGCGCAGGGAAGCUAUCUCACUACUAGAGAGUCAAGAGACUCAUGACGACAAAUCGCUACUUGCCAUGCUGAUGCUCGGUCAGACGGCAAGCUGGCAUAAUCCAAAGGAUCUUGGUAUAUCCUAUUUCAACACUCUGCGCAACCAUCUGAAUUCUCUUACGAGCGGGAUUAACAGUGGAUCACUUCUGACUAAUCGCAACAACUAUCAAUUCUUCGAAGAGGCGCUGAUAUACUGGGAGAUGCUGCUAUCGUAUGUAGCAGACAACAGCACAUUAACUUCAUCUGCAAGGAUGGAUCCUCAAUCAGGAAGUGAUCAACAACUCUUGACGCAGAAAGUACCCCAUCCAUGGACGGGGAUCGCGCGCGAUACACAAUUUAUCGUGAACAAAGUUGGCCGACUUGUUCGACGAGAACGCAAGCGUAUUCGCGCAAAACGCUUUACAUCGCAGAGAGAUAUUGCACAGGCGCAGCAAGCAAUUCGAGAAGCACAGGAGCUGGAAGAAAGACUGCUAAGUCUGGCACAUCCGGCAGAGACGGAGGUCGUGAAUCCUGGAGACGACGAUACCCCUGUAUGGCAUCUGAUUACCAUGGCUGAAGUUUACCGACAUACGGGACUUCUUCAACUAUAUCGAGUUUUCCCGGAUCUUCUACGCGGUCGAUUACAGGCUGAGAGCAUAUCUCGAGGCGAUAUGCCGAGUACGCUUGAUCCAAACUUACUUUAUCCGUCAGAGGACGCAGCAAACAGUACUACUUUUUCUUUUGAUAUCUUCAGCAACUUGGACGAUCCACAAAGAGAUAACGGCGCGGAGAGUAAUGGGGGCGACCUGCCAGAGGAGGUGAAAUCGGAAUGGCUGACUACCAUCGCCCUGACGGCCAUGUCUCGCCUCAAGACCGUUCCGCUAGAGUCACGAACAAGAUGUCUACAGCCUUUCUUACUGGUAGCAUCAUCAAGCGAACUUCGAUUGCCGGCCACGGACCUACCAGUCAUGGAUCCUAGUGGCGAUGACUACUCGCUAAACCUGUCCGCGCAUGCUAUUGAAGUCUCUCGAACACGCAAGUUCAUUCUCGGCCGCUUGACUUCAUUUCUGCAUGUCCUCCCGCCCAAACCCAUCCAUAUCUGCGUAGAUCUGGUGCAAGAAGUAUGGCGAAGAAUGGAUGCCAGUGAGGCAGACGUAUACUGGAUGGACGUUAUGAUAGACAACGGAUGGGAGACCACCAUGGGUUGA